Molecule: messenger RNA, 733 nt
Organism: Purpureocillium takamizusanense
Lineage: Eukaryota; Fungi; Ascomycota; Sordariomycetes; Hypocreales; Ophiocordycipitaceae
Exons: 1
Coding region: 95-451 (118 amino acids)
Source: RefSeq, a predicted model, not a curated record
CAGAGGACUGCUGUAAUGUGUACGAAGUACUUAUAGUUGUUCGAAUUCGCAGGAGUAGUCGUACAGUGUGAAAGGGCAAAAGAAGAACUGAUAGAUGGCGCUGACGAGGACUGGGGCCGAACCACGGGACAUACUGCGGACAGGCAGCCAUGUCAUGGCAGCCCGCCGGCACCGCCGAUGGCAGAUCAAGCGCGCCGAGAGCCACGGGGCAGGACAAGCUCUGGAUGCCAACGCCAAUGGGGAUGCUGCAUGGCCGAUCCCUGGCAAGCUCCAGUCCCUGUCGUCAUGGGCCUUGGCUCCCUCGCCGCCAACCCCAGCCGCCCUGCUCACUCCGGCCCAUCCCCCCCAACUCGUUCUUCGAAUUAGCAGGCUGACCAACGUCAUGCAUCGAGGCAAUGUCCUCGAGAAACCGGUUCAAGUAUCCAUCCACCGGCGCACGCGGGGAGCAUAGAGAUCGCCGUCAUGCGCUUCCGCUUUCGUGACAUCUCCCAUCGACUAUUAUAUGGCGCCUUUCCGUGUCAUGCCACCCUCUGAUGAGCUGACCCUGGUGGCUAUGCACCAGCAACAGCCCGUGUCUGGCGGGCUACAGACAGAUGGAUGGACAGGUCUGAGAUGCGUCGUCGACGCUGUUGCGAUCCCCCUGCAGGAUCCCGCCCACCGUGCCUGUUGGGUGCGACCCUUCCACUAGCAUCACAGGAGCGCGUGCUCGGGGAUGGAGAUUGAAUGACUGAAC